Messenger RNA from Enterobius vermicularis (human pinworm), 1794 nucleotides. The record is from the annotation of a GenBank genome assembly. NCBI's taxonomy places the organism in Eukaryota, Metazoa, Nematoda, Chromadorea, Rhabditida, Oxyuridae.
AUGGUAAAAGAAGAUGAAGAAAUUCCAAAUACUAAAGUUAAACCAACAAAUCCACCAGUUUUGUCAUGGUUUGUAUAUUUUUUGGCAGCUAUGGCAGUUAUUGGUGGUUUUUUGUUUGGUUAUGAUACCGGAAUUGUAUCAACAGCAAUGCUCUAUAUACCAGAUAAUGGCGGCAUGAAACCGAUGAAUUCAAUUUGGAAAGAACUUGUUGUCAGUAUUUGUCCAGGAAUGGCAGCAGUUGGAGCUGUACUUGCCGGUCCAGCAUCAGAUCGUUUUGGUAGAAAAAAAGUAAUUGUUGUAUCAAGUUUAGCAUUUGUUGUUGGUGCAGUUAUUUGUGCUGCAGCACCUGAAAAAAUUACUUUAUUGGUUGGCCGUAUAAUUCUUGGUGUUGCUGUCGGUUUUGCAUCGAUGACUGUACCAGUUUAUGUUGGUGAAGCUUCACCAGCUAACGUUCGUGGUCGAUUAGUUACCAGCUUUCAACUGAUGGUUACAUUUGGUCUUGUUGCAGCCAAUGUUAUUGCUGGUGGCUUUUCCUAUGUGAACCCGAUAAAGGUUGGAUGGCGUUUGAUGUUUGCAUUCGCUGCAGUACCGGCUGUAAUUCAGUUUGUUGGAUUCUUAUUCUUACCCGAAUCUCCACGAUGGCUUUUUGAACAUGGCGAUACAGAUGACAGUAAAACAGUGUUAAACAGAGUAUAUAAUCAUGAUAAGGAUUGGAUUGAUUAUGAACUUUAUGAUAUUUCUUCAGCAUAUGAAGCAGAAAAAAAAUCAAAAGAAUCUCUUGGAGGUCAGCUGCCAAUAACUCGAAUUUUUACAACGCCACAUGUCCGAAAAGCACUUAUUAUAGGCUGUCUGUUACAGGCUUUUCAGCAGUUUGGUGGAGUGAAUACGCUGAUGUAUUAUACCUCAACAAUUAUACGUUCAGCAGGUAUCACAGAUGAGCAUACAACAGUUUGGAUAUCUGCAGCUAUAUCAGCCAUCAACUUUUUCGCAACCUUUAUACCAAUAUGGCUUGUUGAAAAGGUUGGCAGACGGAUACUGCUGCUACUGUCAGUUGGCGGUGUUUUUGUGGCUUUAAUCCUCAUGUCUAUUGCAUUUUUGCUGAUUAAUAAAGAUUCGUAUCCGGUUAUCACCGCCGUUGACUUGCAGGGAAUAGACCUCAACGAUACUCAAGUCGCUAAGUGCAACACUUACACGAACUGCGAUUUUUGUGUCACCGAUGAGAACUGCGGAUUCUGUACAGAUAAAACUAAAGACAGAACGGGAUACUGUUUACCAAUAAGUGAUGACGACUCGGACUACUCGACAGUUGGACCCUGCCAAAACCCAAUUAACGAAUCUGUUUACGGAUUUGGCGACAAUUUCUGCAAGAGCAAGUACACACCUAUGCCAAUUGUGGUCAUGUUCUUCUAUUUAGCAUUCUUUGCUGUCGGCUUUGCACCACUUCCAUGGGUAAUGAACGCGGAAUUUUACCCACUUUGGGCCCGUAGUACAAGUUGCUCAAUUACAACUUGUGUUAAUUGGGUUGCCAACUUGAUCGUUUCGCUUACUUUCCUAACACUUAGUGAAGCAGUUACAAAAUAUGGUACAUUCUUUAUUUACGCCGGGAUAACAUUAGUUGCAUUCGUCUUCUUCUUCGUUGCGGUUCCAGAGACCAGCGGUUAUACCAUAGAAGAAGUUGAGCUACUGUUCAUGAGCAAAAAGGAAAAACGAGAAGCUCUGACCUACAUUGAGCUAAAAAAAGCUGACCAAAAUGGUAAAGAAAACGGAAGUAUUGCUUCUGCAGAAAAAUACUAA